Messenger RNA from Alternaria incomplexa, 618 nucleotides. RefSeq lists its product as uncharacterized. The record is from RefSeq and is a predicted model, not a curated record. The coding region runs from base 1 to 618 and encodes 205 amino acids. Gene Ontology annotation, biological process: cellular response to oxidative stress. Lineage: Eukaryota; Fungi; Ascomycota; Dothideomycetes; Pleosporales; Pleosporaceae. The transcript has 4 exons.
AUGUCUACCCAGAAGUCUUUCUUCGACGCUGUUAUUGAGCGUCGCACAUACUACCAGCUCAACAAGGAGUCGCCCAUCUCCGACAAGCAGAUCACUGAUAUUGCUGAGAAGGCUCUUCUUCAUGUCCCUUCAUCCUUCAACUCUCAGAGCACCCGUCUGGUCGUUCUUCUGAACAACGACCAUGAGAAGUUCUGGGACUUUGUCCUUGAGGUCCUGAAACCCCUCACUCCUGAGGAGCAAUUCCCCAAGACUGAGCAGAAGAUUGGAGGAUUCAAGGCGGCGAAGGGAACAAUUCUCUGCUACGAAGACCCCGAGCCAGUUGAGGGUCUCCGCAAGGCCUUCCCUCUCUAUGCCCACCACUUUGGCGACUGGUCUGAACACACGAACGCCAUGCACCAAUACGCUCUCUGGGUCGCCUUGGAAGCCGAGGGCCUUGGUGCCAACCUGCAACACUACAACCCCAUCAUCGACCAAAAGGCUGCUCAGGAAUGGAGCAUUCCCCUAGAGUGGAAGCUUAGGGGUCAGCUGGUCUUCGGUGGACGCGCAGGCGAGCCCGGCGAGAAGAAGUUCCAGGAAGUGCAAGGCAAGAGACUGUUUGUGCACGGAGCGAAGGAGUAG